AUGUCUAAUACACUUCGUCCAUAUCUUACAGCUGUACGUUCAACUUUGACCGCUGCUUUAUGUCUAGAAAACUUCUCGUCCCAAGUGGCAGAAAGACACAACACACCUGAAGUCGAGUCAGGAAAAUCCAAAGAACUUUUAAUGAACCCUUUAGUUAUCAGUCGUAACGAAAACGAAAAAGUUCUAGUCGAACCCUCAGUCAACUCUGUUCGUGUCAGCAUCAAGAUCAAACAAGCAGACGACCUCGAGCGUAUACUGUGUCAUAAGUUUUCUCGUUUCUUGAUGAUGAGAGCCGAGAGUUUUGUUAUUUUACGUAGAAAGCCAGUCGAUGGAUACGAUAUUUCCUUCUUGAUUACCAACAACCAUACCGAACAAAUGUACAAGCAUAAAUUGGUCGACUUUAUUGUUCAUUUCAUGGAAGAAGUUGACAAGGAGAUCUCUGAGAUGAAGUUGAGUGUCAAUACUCGUGCAAGAACUGUUGCAGAAAGCUAUUUGGUCCAGUUUGCCUAG
Molecule: messenger RNA, 510 nt
Organism: Mucor velutinosus
Lineage: Eukaryota; Fungi; Mucoromycota; Mucoromycetes; Mucorales; Mucoraceae
Exons: 5
Coding region: 1-510 (169 amino acids)
Biological process (GO): Arp2/3 complex-mediated actin nucleation; actin filament polymerization
Cellular component (GO): actin cytoskeleton; Arp2/3 protein complex
Molecular function (GO): actin filament binding
Source: RefSeq, a predicted model, not a curated record